Messenger RNA from Lutzomyia longipalpis, 747 nucleotides. RefSeq lists its product as uncharacterized. NCBI's taxonomy places the organism in Eukaryota, Metazoa, Arthropoda, Insecta, Diptera, Psychodidae. The record is from RefSeq and is a predicted model, not a curated record. The transcript has 2 exons. Bases 28 to 732 code for a protein of 234 amino acids.
GCGAUCGGAAGUACCUUUUGCGCAACAAUGAGAGUCACACCGUUCGUGGCGAUCUUAUCGAUCUUCAUUCAAUCCGCUUUCAGUGCGAGUGUUUCCCCAAAGCUGGACUUUGCUUCGGAAUCCAUGGAGGAGGAAUCUCCGGAGAUGUCAUCAAAGUUCUAUGGAGUUCACGUGAUUGUGGACACGUCGAAGUUGAAGCGAACAAGUGAUCAAAUGUCCGAUGAGAAUCGGGAGAAGAAUGAGAAAACCAUUGGAAUCCGAACGGAUAUAACAUUUGAGAUUCCCGCCAAAAAGCCCAAUGGGACGGAGAAUGUGACCAAGAGUACGGAGAAUGAGUCCAGUGGAACGGGUGAGGACGAUGGGGUGCCAAUUUUCAAGGGGCGUGACUCAGAUGCACCACCACAGCCGAAACCACGAGAUUGGAAGCCACUCUUCCUUCCCAACAACUAUGAGGGCUUCUGGACAACGGAGAGGAGCUUCUUCCCGCGCAAUCGGCAAUUCCAUCAGGCACGCAUGAAGCCCCCACGACCCUUUGUACCCUACAUGAUUGGCCAAAAUGAGAAAGUAGCUGUGAAGCCCAUCUUCAAGCCCUGCCACUGUGACUCCUUCGAGAGUGAUGCGAGCUUCAGGAGUCGCAGCACCGAGGAGCAACCUCCCUUUGGGAACAUCUACUUUGUACCUAAAGAAGCUUCAGUUGACGAUAAGCUCGAUGGGAGCUUUAAAGUUCAUUGAGAAAAAAUGCAUUAG